Danio rerio (zebrafish) is the source of this 1418-nucleotide messenger RNA. RefSeq names its product BMP and activin membrane bound inhibitor b (gene bambib). NCBI's taxonomy places the organism in Eukaryota, Metazoa, Chordata, Actinopteri, Cypriniformes, Danionidae. The record is from RefSeq and is marked provisional. Gene Ontology annotation, biological process: positive regulation of canonical Wnt signaling pathway; negative regulation of transforming growth factor beta receptor signaling pathway. Gene Ontology annotation, cellular component: membrane.
GAGCUGUCGAGUUUGACAUUCUCGAACCCGAAUUAAAACAAAAAUGGAUUGUCGCUAAAAUAGGCUUUUAAGAUUUAUUCAAACUUCACGUCGGGGUUUAUUUUUUUGCGCGGAGAUUAUUAAACCGAGAGCAACGAGGACUUAACCACAAUGUGAAGGUUUCUGUGACGAAAAUGUUACUAAAGGUUUUAAACAAAACAAAUUGGAAGUCAUCGUGGACAGUAUUUUUGUCCAUAACGUGUGUAUAAAUGCGAAUCUGAGAGGAAAAGUGUGUGUUUUUGCCCAAUGCAGCGGAACAGCAGUCUCGUUUCCAUUUGGCUUCAGCUCGAGCUGUGCGCGAUGGCUCUUCUCCUCACUAAAGGAGAAAUACGGUGUUACUGUGACGCUCCCCACUGCGUGGCCACUGGUUACAUGUGCAAGUCGGAGCUGAACGCCUGCUUCACCCGCACCUUAGACCCCCAAAGCACGAACUCUCCUUUAUCUCACGGGUGUUACGACCCUAUGCUGAACUCUGGGAAAACUUGCCACUCGGAGUCAACCUUUGACCGCAUUCAUGGCUCUGCCACGCUUCAGUGUUGCCAUGAGGAUAUGUGCAACUACAGAGGCCUGCAGGAUCUCACAUACAGAGGAAGUGAAAUUCAUGAAAAACGGCAACACCCCCCUGAAGGCAGCCGUCAUGUGAUUGCACGUUUACAGGAAAUCCCUUCAUCAAAGGAGGUUUGGUUCCGUGCUGCCGUCAUCACCGUCCCCAUCGCCGGCGGCCUCAUUCUGAUCCUCCUAAUAAUGUUGGCUCUGCGAAUGCUCCGCAGUGAAAACCGUAGACUGCGUCAACAGCGACGGGAAAUGCUAUCUCGCCUCCAUUACAGCUUUCAUGGCCAACACCUCACCAAAAGCCACGUGGCCAAGCUGGACUUGGAGUGUAUGGUUCCUGUAGGAGGCCACGAGAACUGCUGUCUGACCUGUGACAAGAUUCGACAGUCUGACCUCAGCAGCCAAAGACUUCUAUCAUUGGUCAACUGGGGAAAGUACAGCAACCGAGGAAAGCUGGAGUUUGUGUGAUGGCUUUGGUUUCCUUCGUGGGACUCGCCUGAUGUUAUUUUGAACCCUUCUUAAGGAAGUACAACUCAGAAGAGAACACUUGAAAGCGCUAAUCAUACGGUUUGCUGCUGGAGAAGCACUUUACUUGAAUUAGAGACUUGGGGACUGCUUGUAUUAUAGGCUGUGAUGAGGAGCGGCUUUAUGCUGGUAUUUUAUUUUAUCACCCGAAGGAUUCCAAAAAUACAUUUUGCACUUUUUCUGUAUAAAGAAUGUUUGGUUGAUUGCUUUAAUAGGGGUACAAGAACACUCACAGUGAAAAUGUGCAAACUUUGUACCGUAUUUACUUGUAAAAACAACAUUGAAAUAAUCAAAAAAAAUAA